Cinclus cinclus is the source of this 1986-nucleotide messenger RNA. Its product is annotated as protein-arginine deiminase type-3-like. Lineage: Eukaryota; Metazoa; Chordata; Aves; Passeriformes; Cinclidae. The coding region runs from base 1 to 1986 and encodes 661 amino acids. The transcript is spliced from 16 exons. The record is from RefSeq and is a predicted model, not a curated record. Gene Ontology annotation, molecular function: calcium ion binding; protein-arginine deiminase activity. Gene Ontology annotation, cellular component: cytoplasm.
AUGGCGCAGCAGCGCCGUGUCCAGCUGUCCACGCAGCGCCCCGGCAGCACCGUGUGCGUGCUGGGCACCGAGCUGGCCCUGGACGUGUGCGGCUCGGCUCCGCGGGGUGCUGCGUCCUUCCAGGCACAGGCCACGCCGGGGGUGAGGCUCUGGCUGCUGCACGAGGCUCAGAGCGUGAAGUUGCCCUCGAGCGUCACUCGCUGGCCCCUGGCCCCCGGCCCCGAGCUGCUGCUGGCCAUGGAUGCUCCCAGCAAGGACGUGGGUGACGAGAAGGUCAGGAUUUCCUAUUUUCGUGAGGCUGGUGGUGUUCCUGUGGGCCGGGCAGUGCUCUACCUCACCUGUGUGGAGGUGUCGCUGGACGCUGAUGUCAACCGCAGCGGUGCCGUGAGCCGGACACUGCUGGACAAGGCCAGCUGGACGUGGGGCCCCGAUGGCCACGGGGCCGUGCUGCUCGUGAACUGCGACCGCGAUGACGCUGGCGCCGAGGGCCCAGACAAUGAGGACAGUGCCGUGCGCUCCUACAACGACCUACAGGACAUGGCACAGCUGGUGCUGAGGACGCGUGGGCCUCGCGCCAUCUUCACCGGGCACCGCCUGCUGCUCCAUGUGGAUUACGGCGACGCCGACAAAAUCGGCGUUUUCUAUGGCGGCAGCAGUGGGGAGCUGGAGAAGUUCAGGCACGUCCUGGGGGGCUCCAAGCUGGUCUACAGCGUGCGGCCGAGCCGGCACUGCCACGAGAGUGUCUUCUACCUGGAGGGCCUGGCCUUCCCCGACGUGGCCUUUUCUGGCCUUGUGUCCCUGCACGUCACCCUGCUCGAGAGCCCUGAGAAGGGCCUCCUGGAGUCGCCGAUCUUCACGGACUCUGUGGUUUUCCGCGUGGCUCCCUGGAUCAUGACUCCCAACACGGCGGCACCGCUCGAGGUGUUUGUCUGCAGUGUGGAUGGCAAUGAGGAGUUUGUGGCGGCCGUGGGCGCGCUGGCCAAGCGGGCGCAGUGCCCGCUGACCGUGUGCCCGGCACCGCAGAACCGCCAGGACCGCUGGAUCCAGGAUGAGAUGGAGUUCGGCUACAUCCAAGCUCCCCAUAAAACCUUCCCCGUGGUCUUCGACUCGCCCCGGGACCGUGGCCUGAAGGAUUUUCCUGUCAGGAGCAUCCUGGGCCCUGAUUUUGGCUACGUGGCCAGGCAGGCUCCAGAGGGCACUUCCAGCUUGGAUUCCUUUGGGAAUUUGGAGGUGAGCCCACCUGUGACAGUGCGAGGCAAGGAGUACCCCUUGGGGCGCAUCCUGAUCGGCAGCAGCUUCCCCAGGCUCGGUGGCCGCAGGAUGGCCAAGGCCGUGCGGGAUUUCCUGGUGGCCCAGAAGGUGCAGGCACCUGUGGAGCUCUUCUCGGACUGGCUCGAAGUUGGGCACGUGGAUGAGUUCCUGAGCUUUGUCCCCGCGCCCGACCGCAAGGGAUUCCGGCUGCUCCUGGCCAGCCCCAGCACCUGCUACCAGCUGCUCAAGGAGAAGCAGGAGGAGGGGUUCGGCGAGGCUGUGAUGUUCCAGGGGCUGGACAGGGUGCCCAAGCCGACCAUCAACGAGAUCCUGGCUAAUGAGGAGCUCCGGAAAUUCAAUGACUAUGCUCAGAGCUGCAUCAGCUGGAACCGGGACGUCCUGAAGCGCGCGCUGGGCCUGGCCGAGCCGGACAUCCUGGACAUCCCGCAGCUCUUCCAGGGUGACUCCACCUCGGGGGGCCAGGCCUUUUUCCCAGACAUGGUGAACAUGCUGGUGCUGGGCCGGCACCUGGGCAUCCCCAAGCCCUUCGGGCCCGUGGUGGGCGGGCGCUGCUGCCUGGAGCAGCGCGUGCGGGAGCUGCUGGAGCCGCUGGGUCUCUCCUGUACCUUCAUCGACGACUUCUUCUCCUACCACGUCCUGUCGGGGGAUGUGCACUGUGGCACCAACGUGCGCCGCAAGCCCUUUGCCUUCAAGUGGUGGCACGUGGUGCCCUGA